Eleginops maclovinus (Patagonian blennie) is the source of this 5334-nucleotide messenger RNA. It is a transcript of the gene snx1a, whose product is annotated as sorting nexin 1a. The transcript has 15 exons. NCBI's taxonomy places the organism in Eukaryota, Metazoa, Chordata, Actinopteri, Perciformes, Eleginopidae. Bases 245 to 3094 code for a protein of 949 amino acids. Gene Ontology annotation, biological process: early endosome to Golgi transport. Gene Ontology annotation, molecular function: phosphatidylinositol binding. Gene Ontology annotation, cellular component: endosome; endosome membrane. The record is from RefSeq and is a predicted model, not a curated record.
GCUAACUGUGGAGCUAACCUGACAAGAAGAGGAGGACCAGGAAGUAAAACAGAGAGCGGAGGUCUGCACGUCCUGUAGCCACCCUCCAAUCACUCCUCCUCCCCUGCUUUUAGUUGUACUGUCUUCUGGAGAACUACCACAGUUUUAGCUGUAGCAUAGGAGUUAACAUUAGCAGCUAAAAGGAACAGAAGAAGGGGAGCAGUGGACGGACCUCCCCUUGUGUUUGUUUUAAGAAGAUCUGAAGAUGGCGACCAGCUCGGAGCGUAGUCCUCCUCCGUUUCCCGACUCCGAGGACCAAGAUGUGCUGGACUCCGAAGAAGUUGGAGGCCGAGACAGUUAUGAAGACGACGAGAACGAUCUCUUCAUGAGCGCAAGCAACCCUCCACUGACAGACAUGGACAGCCUACUGUCUCCUUCGAGUGAACCCAGCAAUGUUUUAAUGAAGCCUCCCGUUGACCUCAUGGAUGAUCCCUUAAUUGAGCCCGUCAGCUUCCAAACAGAAAACACACCAUCCAGUGAAGUCGUGAGCGAACCCUCGGAUGAUUUUGUCGACCUAACAAACAACAUCACCGACUCUCCGGAUGAAAAAGACACAGCUGAAAGUCCCGUUGCAGAUGCAGAAGGGGACACAUCUGAAAUCCCUUUAGAUGAGCCCACGGAGGAAUUUGAAGACAUAUUUGGAAGUGAAGCCGAAGCCCCGAAAGAGGAAGUAGUAGAAGCAGAUGUUACUGUUGAAGAAACAGCAACGGAUAAAGGUGGAGAUGCCAGUCGUGUUACAGUUCCACCUGUUGAUGAGAAAACAAGAAGUGAUGAGGAACAGGAAGCAAUAGCAACUUCCACCGAUCCAAUUAUCAACCUCAGUGAUGAUUUGCAAGCCGUUGAAACAGAACAGCCACUACCUGCCAGCUUAGCAUUCGUUGACCCUUUGGAUGACCUUCUAAGUGAUGAUUCGCCAGCCACGGACACACAACAGCCACCGCCUGCCAGCGUCACAUUUGCUGACCCUUUGGUUGAUGUCAUCAGCGAUGAUUCCCCAGCCGCUGAAACACAAGAACUACAGCGUCCAAAGGGAGUAUUCAUUGAAUCUUUGGUUGAAGGCAUCAGUGAUGAUUCCCCAGCUGCUGAAACUCAAGAACCACCGCGUGCCAGCGAAGCGUUCUUUGACCCUUUGGACGACCUUCUCAGUGAUGUUUCGCCAGCCGCUGAAAAACAACAGCCACUGCCUGCCAGCAACACAUUCGUUGACCCAUUGGAUGACCUCUUCAGUGAUAAUACCCCAGCCGCUGAAACACAUCAGCCACCGCCUGCCAGCAAAGCGUUCGUUGACCCUUUGGUUGACCUCCUUAGUGUUGCUGCACCUGCUGCUCAAGCCAAAAUAACCACACCGGCAACAGUCGAUCUGUUCGACGACGAAGGGAGCGACAUUUUCACAGAAGCCCGGCAGACCAAGCCUGCCAAGCAGCAGCAGCAGAGCCUUUUCGGCGGGGAACCCGACGAGGAUCUGUUCGAUGAGCCGCUAGGGGCCUCGUCAAAGAAAGCUGUGAGCACGGAGCCGAGGGACAAACCCGUCAAAGCCAAAGCUGCUUCUACUGAUGUUAGCAACAUGGGGGGGCCUCUGCAGGACAGUACUCCUGCAGAACCUGCUGAUAUCUUCAGUGAGGAAGCCGUCACCACCGUGCCCAUGGCCAAAAACACCAGCGCCGUCUCCUCCAAGAGCAAUGGAGUCCACUCGGAAGAGGAGACGGAUAUAUUUGCAGAAGCCACAGUGGAGCUUUCCCUCGACAGUCCGCGGGAAGAGAGAAAGAAAGAUGUGACAGUCGCACCGUCUGCGUCCGCCGCCCCCCUCCUGUCGGCUGCUGCCAGCCUGGUGAAGCCACAAGCUGCUGCCCUGGAGGAGGUACACACAAACACACACAUAAUAUCCCAGAAUGAAAAUCCUACAGAAGACAAAUUUGAGAUCUUUGUGUCCGUUAAAGAUCCGGAAAAAGUUGGGGAUGGAAUGAACGCCUACAUGGGCUACAAAGUAACCACACAGACCCAAAUGCCGAUGUUCCGCAACAAGACGUUCACAGUGAGGCGACGCUUCAGCGACUUCCUCGGCCUCUACGAGAAGCUCUCUGAAAAACAUGGACCAAAUGGAUUCAUCGUGCCCCCGCCUCCAGAGAAGAGCAUCCUGGGUAUGACAAAGGUGAAGGUGGGAAAGGAAGACUCUUCAUCAGCAGACUUUGUGGAGAGAAGAAGAGCAGCUCUGGAGAGGUAUCUCCAGAGGGUGGUAAAUCACCCGUCACUCCUCCAGGAUCCUGAUGUCAGAGAGUUCCUGGAGAGAGAUGAAUUGCCCAGAGCGACGAGCACUCAGGCUCUGAGCGGCGCCGGCUUCCUGAAAAUGAUCAACAAAGCAACAGAUGCUGUCAGUAAAAUGACCAUCAAGAUGAACGAGUCAGACGUGUGGUUUGAGGAGAAGCUGCAGGAGGUGGAGUCUUCAGAUCAGCACUUCAGGAAGCUCCACGCGCUGGUGGAGUCUCUGGUCGUCCACCGGAAAGAGCUGUCGUUAAACACAGCCGGCUUCGCUAAGAGCACGGCGAUGCUGGGCAGCGCAGAGGACAACACCGCCCUGUCCCGAGCUCUGUCCCAGCUGGCAGAGGUGGAGGACAAGAUGGAGCAGCUGCACCAGGAGCAGGCCGCCAACGACACCUUCUGCUUCGCAGAACUCAUCGCAGAUUACAUCCGCCUGCUUGGAGCCGUGAGGGGGUCGUUUGAUCACCGGAUGAAGGCGUGGCAGCGCUGGCAGGACGCUCAGACCGCUCUGCAGAAGAAGAGAGAGACAGAGGCCAAACUGCUGUGGGCGAACAAACCUGACAAGCUGCAGCUGGCCAAAGAGGAGAUUGCUGAGUGGGAGGCCAAGGUGACGCAGUAUGAGAGGGACUUUGAAAGAGUUUCUGCUACGGUGCGCAAGGAAGUGGUGCGCUUUGAGAAGGAAAAGGCCAGGAACUGUAAAAGAGAGAUCAUUAAUUACCUGGAGUGUCUGCUUCAGUCUCAGCAACAGCUCAUAAAGUACUGGGAGGCUUUCUUACCAGAAGCCAAAGCUAUCGCCUAACCGUCGCGCUCCAGCCUCUUGGGCGACAGUACAGGCUGCCUUCUUCUUAUACACUUUACCUCUUGCCUUUAAACCAAGGAAAAUGCGCGCAUUGUAAAGGGAGAUACAAUCAACCUGUUUUUUUUAAUCACCUUUAACAUAUAGCUCUGUACUCUAUUGUAUUAAUAAUUGUAUAUUUUCAUUUAACCUUCCACAAAUAUUUUCUUAUUAGAUGAAAAAGAGUUUGCAUAUACAAAGGUUAUGGUCACACGAGGAGGAGAAAGCAGAGGACUGAUUCCAUUCAUUUUUCCACAAGAGAAGGGAAACGACCGAGUCCGUUGUUCUCAGGAUUUUCUCCUCCAUGACCGGGAGUCACGUCAGCAGUGGUUUCUCGUUUACAGCGCGGCUGCUCUCUCAUCAGACAUCUCUGGGGACCCAGGUGAAGAAAGUGGCCGAGAGUUUCACUCUUGUUUCUUCUUUUAAACGACUCAAAGGGAUAAAAAAACAAAACGGUAAAAAAAAAAAAAGUCUGAGCACUUCCACCAGGUGGAUGAAGUAAUUAAAUACCAGCCAUGUUUUUGUUUGUUUUUCUUUAAGAUUUAAGAUACUAUCGAUGGUGCGGGGUGUUGAGAGGCAUUACAUUAUUACAGCUGGGUUGCAUCGUAGGUCAAGCUUGUGAGUUUUUAGAUCUUGUUUCAAUCAUAGUGCAAACCUUACUGGUAACACAUGUCUGUGCCUUUUUGAAGUCAGAGGGGCGUUCGGGGUAUUACAAAACAAAUGUGAGAAACCUGUUCUCAGUUGUAGAGAACAACCAUGAUGAUACAAAGUGUCAACGCUGGGUUUAACCAAACUAGUGUCCUCAUGUUAAAGCCCAUUUACUACAAAUUGUGUUUUUCUUGCUUAUAACUCUACAUGUUUUUCGUUUUGAAUGAGUUACUUUCCAGAGAGCCUUCAGUAGGGAACAGAACUUGCACAGACUUGAGAACAGGUAAUCUUCACAGUGAGAAAUAUGAAUGUUUCAUCAUUUUCCUGUGGUAAUGCAGAACUGUAAGUGCCAGUUUGACACUUUUGAAGGCAACACUGAUGACUAAGUUUAAGUAAUACAGUAAAUGCUGUGUUUCCACUGUAAGGAUUAGCCUUAAGAGCAAGUUUCAAGUCCCUGCAAGUUUCCUGCUUUAGUGACGUAAAGGCUGCCUGGAUGUGAGGGUUCUGAGUCCUUCGAUGACACGUGUUUGUCUGCAACUAACACUUACUUUCCUUAAUGCGUUUGUCUGAAAAUGAAAUGCUUAGUCUAUGAAAUGACUCAAAAAAUUGUAAAAUGGUUCCCAGAGCCUAAGGUGUCGUCUGAAAUGGUUUAAUUAUAAACAGUGUGGUUUGUUUUAAAGGUACCCUGUGGAGAUUGUGACAUUUUGUGGGUUUGGUAUUCCCAAUGUUGUUGUCUUGCUGAUGGGUUUUCUGCUAAUCGACAUCUUGUGGCAACAAUUUGCCAACGACGUCAAGGAAUAGGAUUGCUUUCUAGUGUAUGGAUGUAUAUUUCAUAUUAUAUCCCCCAUAAGAAGGGUCUCCAAACUCAUUCAACUCGUCUGUUAGACCGCUAAGAAGCACUUAGAAGAAACGGUUACAAACUGCGCACAAAAAUCCACAGGGUGCCUUUUUAAAUGUACCAUAAAUAAACAGAAAAAAGUGGAACCAGCGACGGUAGGGCAUUUUUGCAUGAUGCAUCGUUAGUAAUUGACAUCGUUGUUGGUUAAUUAUCUGUUCAUUGAUUCAGCACUAAAUAAAACGGUGUGAUUUCUAGUAAAUGGGCAACAACAUGCAAAAAAAGACUUGAUGCUGACUUGUAGAAACGAGAUUAAUGUCAAAUACUAAACGUACUGAUGUCAUAAUGAACCUAAUUCAUCCCUGAAGCCUCAUCCUUUGCAAGUUGAACAUCAAACGGUAACAAACCUUUGGUGCCAUCCUUUGAUUACAGCUUUAAUUUCACAUUUGCACACACACUUAAAUUGAAGCCGUGUCAUGUGUUGUCAUCUCUUAACUUGCAGACAUUUCUUUGCACAGUUUUCCGUUUGUGUUUUGACAGCAAGAUGCACGCUUGUUUUAAACUGUUGUUAGACAGCACUCGAUUCAAACUGGUUGUUAGUGCGACCUCAUACUGUAUGUCAUCACUUGUGCAGAGCAAUGGCGGCACCGUGUCAUAGAAGUUUCUUUUUAAACAAAUCAAUAAAAGUUGCACUGUUUACACUUGGAAAUUUCAUUAAGAA